UAUGGAUGCGUUGCGUUCUUCUUUUCUGUGCACAAUUUCUAACCUCAAUCCAAACACAAGAAAAUCACAACCUCCGAAGAGCACUAGUUCUCCAUGCAUACUACUAUUAGCUAUAGCAAGAAAAGCUAAUGAUAGUGAUGAUGAUAUUGCUCCAAGUACGAAGCGAUGUGCAAUGAUCUUGCGAUCUCUGGAUGACUUCAUAAAAAACUCCAUAGAGCCACCACUACUCCGACCUUCAUUGGACCCGAUGCUCGUGCUCUCCGACAACUAUGCUCCUAUAACCGAAGAGCUUCCCCCAACCGAGUGCGAGCUGAUACAAGGCUCCCUACCACCGUGCCUUGACGGUGCUUACAUUCGCAAUGGCCCUAACCCACAAUUCCUUCCCCAAGGGCGGCCUUAUCACCUCUUCGAUGGCGAUGGCAUGCUUCACUCCAUCAGGAUCUCCCAAGGCCGAGCAAUGCUUUGUAGCCGCUACGUCAAGACCUAUAAAUACACUGUGGAGCGCGAAGCCGGAUAUCCUCUCUUUCCCAGCAUUUUCUCUAGCUUUAACGGCCUCCUUGCCUCCACAAUGAACGUGGCUCUUCUUGCUGCUCGAAUCAUUGCUGGUCAUCUCAAUCUUGCUAACGGCUUUGGUGUGGCCAACACCAGUUUAAUUCUCUUUGGCAACCGUCUCUACGCGCUUUGCGAGUCUGACCUCCCUUAUGCUGUGCGGUUGACAUCCAACGGAGAUAUUCAGACUAUGGGGCGGCACCAUUUUGAUCAGAAGCUCUCCGAGGGCAUGACAGCUCAUCCGAAGAUAGACCCCGAAACAGGCGAGACCUUUGCUUUCCGUUACAGACCAGUGCCUCCAUUCCUCACCUAUUUUCGCUUCAAUGCAGACGGGACAAAGCACCCGGACGUGCCCAUAUUCUCUAUGCGUCGUCCAUCUAUCAUCCACGACUUUGCAAUCACCAAGAAGUAUGCCAUAUUUGUUGACAUACAAUUAACACUGGACCCCAUCAAAAUGAUCACUACCGGUGGAUCUCCAGUCGUUUUCGAUCCGUCCAAAGUGACUAGGAUCGGAGUACUUCCACGGUACGCAGUUGACGAGUCCGAGAUGAGGUGGUUUAAUGUUCCGGGAUUGAACAUUUUACACACCAUUAACGCAUGGGACGAUGAUCAAGAAGACGAUCUUGAUACGGAUACUAUCGUGUUGGUUGCACCAAAUGUAUUGUCUCCACAAUACAUUUUCAAGAGAUGGGAUCUCUUCCGCUCGUCUGUCGAGAAAAUGAGGAUCAAUCUCAAGACGGGGAUCGUAACAAGGCAACCAAUCUCCGUAAGGAAUAUAGAAUUCGGGAUAAUCAAUCGUGCUUAUGUGGGGAAGAAGAACAAGUUUGUGUAUGGAUCUGUCCCUGGAGAAACAAUGCUCGCUGAUGAUCAUUCAAUACCAAAGUGUGCAGGGGUGGUGAAGUUGGAUCUAGAUGUAUCGUCCGAUGGGGGUGAGCGCACGGUGGCAUGCAGGAUGUACGGACCAAAUUGCUACGGCGGCGAGCCUUUCUUUGUUGCUAGAGAGCCGGAGAAUCCAAACGCGGAGGAGGAUGAUGGAUACGUGGUGUCAUUUGUGCACGAUGAGAAGACAGGAGAAUCAAGGUUCUUAGUGAUGGAUGCUAAGUCGCAACAGCUUGAUAUUGUGGCGGCUCUCAAGCUGCCCCGCCGGGUCCCGUACGGUUUCCAUGGUCUCUUCGUGAAGGAAAGUGACCUACAAAAGUUGUACUAA
This is a messenger RNA of Pyrus x bretschneideri (Chinese white pear), 1756 nucleotides long. Its product is annotated as probable carotenoid cleavage dioxygenase 4, chloroplastic. Lineage: Eukaryota; Viridiplantae; Streptophyta; Magnoliopsida; Rosales; Rosaceae. The coding region runs from base 2 to 1756 and encodes 584 amino acids. Gene Ontology annotation, cellular component: chloroplast stroma. The transcript has a single exon. Gene Ontology annotation, molecular function: carotenoid dioxygenase activity. The record is from RefSeq and is a predicted model, not a curated record. Gene Ontology annotation, biological process: carotene catabolic process.